UAGAACAACAACGACAAUAUCUUAUAAGAUCAAUCCAUGAAUUAUUUGAAUACCAUUCUGGACGCGGCCAUUUAGAAUAUAAGAAUCUUUUAUUCAUCGAUGCCAGAGACAGUUCAGACACUGAUAUUGCACUUCUUAGACAUCUGUUAAUGCAGAGAGCAAUUGACCAUCCACGAUGGGGAGAGGACAUGCCUACUGCCUGGGUUCCUUUAGAGUUAGAACUAUUACAGGAAGUUGAAAACGGUAACAACAUUAUCUCAAGAUCCCAGUUAGAAACAUUGAAUGCUGAAAACAAGACAUUCACUUUGACUCCAAACCAGCUUGAGGGUUUUCUGAAAAUUCAACAUUCGUUGGGAAAGUUAAUAUAUUUUGAUGAAAUGAACCUUAGAAAUUUUAUCAUUAUUAAUCCCGUUUACUUGAUAGAGAUACUGCGUUCCAUUGUCACUGAUAAACAGUUUUGGCCAAAAAAAGAAUCAUGUACGGAGUCAUUUCGACGUUUGAGAAAAGAGGGUAUAAUAAAAAAGAAAACAAUUUAUUUAAAAUGGGAGCAAGAUGAAUUCAGCCAUAUCCUUCCGUUCAAAGAGUUUAUGUUAGAUAUUUUAAUCCACCUUGAUAUCAUUGUAUCGCCACGUACAGAUCUGAAAAAUCUUCCGCUACCCCUUCACACCGUUUCCUUCUAUCUUGUUCCUUGUAUGAUUACAAACCCUGACAACACCAACUACAUAGCAACGUACUGCAAUGACAAAACCAGUAUAGUUCUUGCCUAUACGUUCGUGGAUGAUGUCAUUCCGCCAGCAUUAUCAUAUAGGUUUUUAGGUUCUAUUUUAACUAUGUGGGAUUUAAAGAUUUAUAAUGGAACACGUAUGAUUUUUUGCGAUCUUACGGUAGUUGAAAUCGAUGAUGAACACGACAUUGCUGUUCAAGUCAAAGAAAAGAGAGUAGUCGUAUCUUUAGUACAUCAUGAUAAUAAAACAAGAAUAGUACCAACACUGUCAUCUUCUAUCCAGGAAUGUCUCACCGCUGCUAUUUAUAGAAUCUCAGAAUUUUACUCGUCACUUUCUACAGAUGGUAGUAAUCAUCAAAGGGUUAACACGACAGUGCCCUUUGAAAUCGAAUUUGGUGUAUUUUGUCAAUCUUCAAUAUGUUACCUUCAUCAUCGGAAGAUGCCGUCAGCAAUAAAAGUAACAUGGAAAUGUCAUCAGCACAGAACAGAGCAUGAUGUCCGAUACCUACGUUAUUGGUAUGCUGAGAAGAAACCUGCAGAAAGUUGCUCAGACAUAUGUUCUGGUAUGUAUAUAGUUGAAAAAGGCAUUCAUUGUUGA
This is a messenger RNA of Mytilus californianus (California mussel), 1322 nucleotides long. RefSeq lists its product as uncharacterized. Lineage: Eukaryota; Metazoa; Mollusca; Bivalvia; Mytilida; Mytilidae. The coding region runs from base 150 to 1322 and encodes 390 amino acids. The transcript has 2 exons. The record is from RefSeq and is a predicted model, not a curated record.